Penicillium soppii is the source of this 888-nucleotide messenger RNA. RefSeq names its product OB-fold domain-containing protein. The record is from RefSeq and is a predicted model, not a curated record. The coding region runs from base 1 to 888 and encodes 295 amino acids. The transcript is spliced from 2 exons. Lineage: Eukaryota; Fungi; Ascomycota; Eurotiomycetes; Eurotiales; Aspergillaceae.
AUGGAGACAAGCAGCAAUGAGAGCCUCGAAUUCUACCCCGCGUUCUGCUUCAAGGCGUCACCAACGCACUUCACCUGGGUGAAAAUGGGGGCUGCAGACGUACAUCGUCUCCGAGAAUUCGGAGGAUUUUCGGUCCAAAACAUAUUCUUCUACAACAACCACCCAAUUCGCUAUGUCAGCCUAGUAGGCCUGAUAGUAGCCCGGACAGACGUCUGGCGGCGCACACUCCUGACACUCGAUGACAGCAGCGGUGCCACAAUCGAGGUCGCAGUACUACAGAAGGUCAGCCCAAAACCGAGUGCCAGCAGCGCCAAAGAAGUUGAAGAAAUCGAGACAAAUAUUUUCACUGGCCAACCUCUCAAAGAAGCCGGCGUAGAGCAAACGCCCUGGUCUGCGUUCUCGGUCACGACCCCAGGAACUCUUCAACCACCCGCACAGAUAAUACAUACUACCACAACAGACCGUGACGAGAUAGAUAUCUCGUCCCUCCAGCCUGGCACGCUAGUGCUAGUCAAAGGCGUUCUCUCGACUUUUCGCAACACAAUGCAAGUAAAUCUCGAGCGAUUCAAAAUAGUUGCCGAUACAAAUGCCGAAAUGCGAUUCUUGGAUGAUCGUCUGCGCUUCCUGAUUGAAGUUCUCUCCGUGCCGUGGGUCCUUACAGAUGAUGAGAUCGCUUCAUUACAAGAAGCUGCCGAGAGAGGCGAUGAGAAGGCUCUUGAGGACAGGAGACGUGCUGAGAAGAGGGCGAGGAAGAGGAUCGAGCGUGAGGCGAAAGACGCUAGGGCUAUUGCGCGGCAGUAUGAGCGCGAGGAAAAGUUUAGGGAGAAGGAGCUAGGGGCUUUGAGAGAGGAUGGGCAGAGGGUUAUGAGGAAGUUUGGGUUCGGUUAG